GACUGUCACUAGGGGGCGAAAUCCGUAUGUCGUGUGCAGUGUGAAGGCGAGCACGGUGAAACGCAGCAAAUCAACAAAUCGGUUUUCGCGAUCACAAGACAAAGGAAGAAGAUCAUAUAGCAAAUCUUCUUCUCUCGCAGCAUCUUUGACUUGUGUUGAUGUGUAUUUUGUGAUUACUGGGCAAAAAUACAGGCCGGUCAUUGUGUCCGGGCUAAGAAGCGGAAGUGUGCGUUUAUCAGAACGAAAUCAAUCGAAAUGGCGAAGAUAGAGAUCUGUCUCGUGUUAUUCUUUUUACUUGGGUUGUGUGCUGACUGUGAAUUUGUGGCAACUGGGACAAAUUGCACUUUAAAGUCAGCGAUAACAGGACCUAUUGAAUUGGGUGACUGGAGAUACAAUGGCAAUUUGGUGGUUGAGUGGGACAUUAAAACUGGUUUUCUUGAAUGGUACCGAUUCCAAGACCGAGCAAAGCUUAACCUUGCCAAUGGAGACCUCUCAGUUGUUCUGAAGAAGGAAGACAGCGGUGUAUUUAAGGCCCAAUUCCAGGUGAAUCGGGUUCUGCAGUAUUUUGAACGUACAAUUAAAGUGAUUGAUCCAGUGACUAAGCCAAAAGUGACUUGUGAGGAGAAUGACCAAGGUAUAAAACUUAUUUGUUCACUGGUUCCUCCAGUGGAGGCAGAGUUUAAAUGGACCGGACCAAAUGGGUUUUCUGAUGUUGGGAAUAGUACUCAAAUUGACAGAAAUCAAAAUGAUGACUCAGUCUAUUACUGCUCUGUAAAAAAUGAAGUGAGCGAAGAGUCAGCAGAGCUCAACCCUAAAGAUUGUUUCGGUAAAGGUCCAAAUGAGAUUAAUAUUGGUGCUGUUGUGGGAGGAAUUAUUGCAACACUUGGAUUCAUAGGCCUUGUAGUCACAUCUGUAUUUAUUCAUAAAAAGAAAGGUUAUAGUGGUGGUGCACGUGGCAAAGAGAGCACGCCAACAGGAGGCAAACAACCACAGUCAAACACCAACAGUCCAGAUGAUGGAGUUAAUGUUCCUCUGUCACAAGACGCCCCAAAUCAGAUUGUUUAAUCAGAAAACAAAACGUGUGCAGUCAAAGGAUGAGCUACAGUGAAGAUCGAACCCAACUGAGAUGAAUAUGGUGCACAUUUAACCCCUGCAAAAAAAGCAAAUCAUCAAAAAGAAUGUUACAGUGAAAACUAUGGAAAUGUGCUUUUCAAGGCUGAAGGACAUACAAGAGAAAAUCCUAGGUUUUAUAAUGCAGACAUGACACUUUUAAAUGUUUUAAAUUCUCUGUUUGUUUUUUUAGACUUUGUUCUUUGUAUUUUAUUGCUCCUUCCUUUGGUUUUUUUGUUUGGGUCCAAAUACUGUUAUAGAUGGAGGAAGCAGUGAGUGAUGCUGAUAGUGUAGAAAACAUACUAGGCUCUAAUAGUAGGUUCUCUUACCAUGAAACCUCCAAAAAAAUGUUUUAUCUACUAUUUAUUCCCCUACACCCCCAUAUAACAAAUGUUUGCUUUAUUUACAUAAUAGAAGUGACUACAGUUUGGAAUAUUAGGCAGCUCUUGUUAAGAAACGGGGAGAUGGGACUAUAUCCAAAGAGCUCUUCGGAGGAGAACAAUCACUGGAUCAUGAUCAUUGGCUGUUCACAGAAUGUGAACAGCCAAUGAUCAUGAUCCAGUGAUUGUUCUCUUCGGAGGAGAACAAUCACUGGAUCAUGAUCAUUGGCUGUUCACAGAAUGUGAACGUUCAGUGCAUAAAAUCCUCCAGAGUGUCUGGGAUGAUUUCAAAGAAUAGUAUUUGGGGAAAUCACCAGGCUUUCUGCUGUCAAUUGAUAUUAUUAGGGCUGGCAUUCUAACUACGUAUGUAUGUUUUUUGGUUAACACACCUACAGUGCAGAUAAAAUAUCUACACACCCUUGUGAUAUUGCAAGUUUUUAAAAUAUAAAAUCAUGUUAUCUUUUAUCUUUUUACUUUAAAUGUGAUCUUCCAAAAAAAAAGCCAGAGGAAAAAAGUAACAUUUUAAUAUUUUGGAACAUUUUAAUUAAAAAACCUACAACAUCCUGCAUAAGUCUGCAAACCCUAUCAUAAUGGGGUCUCUACCUGUCCUCAGAGUUCACCAGUCACUUUUAAAAUCUUAAUUUACUUAAUUUUUGAAAGUCACCAAUCAAGAGAGGGAUAUAACAGAAAAAAUGCACUAAAUGGAGAAAAUGUGGCAUCACAUAGACAUUGCACAGAUAAUGACAACUCUCCCAAUUUGACAUGACAAGGAGAAAUCUUACCAAGAGGCUAACAUCAACAUUGAAAGAACUACAGGAAGUGCUGGUAGGUGCUGGUCACUCAUGUGACUACCAUCUCCUGUGUUCUGCACAAGUCGGGGCUGUGGGGUAGGGGGGCAAGAUGGAGGCUUUUUCUUACUAAAGGGAAUAUGCAAGCCUAUCUGAAUUAUGCCAAGAGAUUCAUUUAGUUACUCUGCAAAUACUGUUUUGCAAGGAAAAGUUAUAUAAAAUUCCAAAGUCUAGAUGUGUGAGAUUAAUAGAGACUUGUGCAUGAAACUUGACGCUGUAAAAAAGGCAGAAGGUGCUUCCACAAAGUAUUAGUUGGGAUGGGUGUUCAGACUUAAUGCAUUAAAGAUGUAAUAAGUCAAAACCUGAAAAAAAACAUUUUUUGUAUUUAAAAACUUGCAUGGGUUGAUAUUACAAUCUGUACAGUCUCCAGUACAAUGUCUGUUGCUUAAUGUUUAAUUGCUGAGAAUUAGUUUGGGUGAUGCUGGGUGAUAAUCUUGUUUCCUGGGUGCUUAAGUUUAAACCAGGAUCAAUAAAGUGUCUACCUACCUAUCUGUAUACAUUUUUUUUAUAUCCACUGUAUCUGGACAAAUUCAGUUGAACUCAUUGGGACUUUCCUGCAGAUAGCAUGGCCAAGUGGAACAAUGCCUCUUGCAGUGAAUGACAAGCUUUUUAUUUUUUUUCCAAAAAUUGUCUUUUAAACCAUGCAAAAAAGGUCAUAAAUACUCUGUACAGUAUUCUAAUUAGAUGACCAAUUGCUGCCUGAAUCUAAAUAUUGUAAGCAGAAUGGCUGAUGUUUUUAUUUUAUUAUUAAUGCCACAUGAUGAGAGAGAGAGAUGCACUGUUUGUAUGAGUAGUAAGCAUAUUAAAAGGCCUUAGGGGAUGCUGUCCUCCUUCAGUUGUACAUUUGUAGUAUGUGAAACAAGAUGUCAGGGUUACUCCUGGGAUUCUCUGAGAGAUUUCUUUCUGAGAUAUUGUGCUGUCCCUUUUACCCUUUUACCUCUGUAAAUUAUGCAACCCAGACUCUCACUUUGUAAACUCAUCAAAAUAGUAAAACCCAGCUGCUUGUGUUGUGUCAAUGUAAAA
Messenger RNA from Tachysurus vachellii, 3361 nucleotides. RefSeq lists its product as uncharacterized. The coding region runs from base 256 to 1065 and encodes 269 amino acids. The transcript has 7 exons. The record is from RefSeq and is a predicted model, not a curated record. Lineage: Eukaryota; Metazoa; Chordata; Actinopteri; Siluriformes; Bagridae.